AUGGCAGUCGCAGUCAAGGGCACGACAGAGAAGCUUGCAGAGGCUGCUAAGGAGAGAAAGGAGAUGGCAGAAAGCUUCGAACCCUUCAGUCUCUCACAUGAAACAUCGGCAGAAGGGGUAAAAGGUUAUGAUCAGGGUGGAGAAGACUGUGAUGAAUUGAAGCAUGCCUUCACAACUCACCGAGCACGUGACGUGCAGAAUGAAUUUGUAGUCUCCAAAGGAUCACAGGUCUGCGUCAAAUGGGACAAAAAGUGGUCUCCAGAGACAGAUGGAUGGUCAGCAGGAGUUGUUUUGGAAGUAUCAGAUGGGAAGGUCAAGAAUCCGAAUGGUCGUGGGUUGGUAACGAGAGGUUGGUCUUUGGUGUUAUACGAAGGAAGAGACGUGCAUAUCCAUCUGCUUGACCGCGACCAUCAUGUAAACAUUAGAGGAAAUCGGAAAUUUGCAUGGAAACUUAACGAAGAAAACUGCAGCAUUGAUUUGACGGAAUUAAAUCAACGCAACGUCAUUCAGAGAUAUCAAGGCAAGCGCAAAUUUCGUUCGCGGACAAGGCAUUUCAAAUCAAAACAUAGGAAGGCCCGAGAGACUCUUCAUCAUGUAGAUGAGAAGGAAAAUGCGUACCUUGGUCAAAAUACAGAGCAGCAAUCUGGAAAAAGUUUCGCAUCUAGCGAAGACUCGAUGGCCACGUUUGGAGAAUUGAAUCAGACUUUAGCAGACUCGGAAACUCACAGUCAGGAGAAUAUUUACGACAUCGCAAGGAAAGUGGGAGACAAUGAAGAUAGCCUCGCUUCAGAAGAAUCCAUGGCCUGGGUUCUAGAAACAUCUGACAUUCAACCCCACAACCUUGCCAGCCUUAGUGGAGAUAGUAUGUGCGAUUGUUCUACUUGCACAGGAAAGAAUUCCCAUGAGAAGAUUGCCGCAAAGGAUCCAAUCUCAGAUCUCUUGUGA
Molecule: messenger RNA, 945 nt
Organism: Guillardia theta CCMP2712
Lineage: Eukaryota; Cryptophyceae; Pyrenomonadales; Geminigeraceae
Exons: 1
Coding region: 1-945 (314 amino acids)
Source: RefSeq, a predicted model, not a curated record